AUGUUGAAGAAGCAGAAGGAAGAUAACAUGAUUGUUUCGUUUACUACCGAGCAAGGGGUUCUAAAUGAUCACUUUCCUGAUGUUGUGGAGCAUUUUCUUGGCCAUUUUAAAGGCAUAAUGGGGAAAGCUAAGCCUCCCACCAUGGAGAUACAAUCUGAUUGCAUAGCCAUGGGCUCCAAACUCACCCUCGAUCAGCAGGUCCAUCUCUUAAAACCUUUCUCUCUCAAAGAAGUCAGAGUUGCGAUGUUUAGUAUCCUAAAUACUAAAUCCCCUGGCCCUGAUAGAUUUGGUUCGGGGUUUCUUAUGUCAGUUUGGCCUGAGUUCCCAGAAGAGCUCCAUAGAACGACUCUCUCUCUUAUCCCAAAGAUUGAUAGUCCUUCUAAAGCUAUUGAUUAUCGGCCCAUUGCCUGCUGCACUACAUUAUACAAUGGUGUUUCUAAACUCAUUUGUUCCCGGCUUGCUAAUGUGCUUCUUGCUUUAGACAUUUUGAAAAACUACCGAAGGAAGAAUUGCUCCCCCAGAUGCACUAUCAAAAUUGAUAUCAGUAAAGCUUAUGAUACGGUUAAUUGGGACUUUCUUAAAAAGCUUCUGGUGGCCUAUUGCUUCCCUGCUAAGUUUGUCAAGUGGAUCAUGAAUUGUGUGAGAAAUACGUCUUAUUCUUUACUGCUAAAUGGUCAAAUUCAGGGGUCUUUUAAAGGAGAGUAA
Cannabis sativa is the source of this 705-nucleotide messenger RNA. RefSeq lists its product as uncharacterized. The record is from RefSeq and is a predicted model, not a curated record. The coding region runs from base 1 to 705 and encodes 234 amino acids. The transcript is spliced from 3 exons. Lineage: Eukaryota; Viridiplantae; Streptophyta; Magnoliopsida; Rosales; Cannabaceae.